AUGACAUCAUUGGGGCAGCGCACCCGCGUAGAUCCGGCUCAAGCUGGGAUUCUGAUGGCAGCCUUUCAGAGGAAUCGAUUCCCGGGCAUCGCCGCCCGGGAAGAACUGGCCCGAAAGACAGGGCUCAGCGAGGACAGGAUCCACAUCUGGUUUCAGAACCGACGAGCUCGCCACCCGGGCGGGCAACCGCCGAAAGUGAGGAUGCCGCCUUCACCCGCCGUGUCUCUGCCUCUGCCUGAGCAUCCGCCGCAGCAGGCGGAGGCGUCUAGAGCACUGUCUGCAGCUCUGCCUCCAGCUCGGCUUCCCCAUUGGGCAGCUGCUCCGCCGAUGUUCACCAGUGCCAGCGGCCUCGUCGCCAUGCCCGGGAUGGAGCCCUCCAUGCCCCAGGCACCGCUCUGGGGCCCAUGCCAAGGAAGGGCCCAGCCUGCGGCGGGCAGUGAGCCAGCCAGCCUGGCGGCCCUGCCUGCCACCGUGUGUGCGCCUGUGCCGCACCGCGCUGAGCACUCCCAGCAGCGAGGGCGAGCCUCCGGGGCUCUGGCUGGACCAGAGCCUGCCCUUCUGAAGGAAGGGUCCACACGGGGUCCCCCGUUCGCAUUUUGGCCUGGGCCUGCAGGAGAAGCGUCCCUGGGCUGGCCGCAGAAAUCACAGCCAGGCUCCCGGGCCAGCCGCAUGCCCCCACUGACUACGUGGGCUGCGCCUUCGAUUGGACCCGCAGGAGUGCCUCCAGAGCAAGCCAAGGAAGAUCCCAGAGAAGUCAGCCUUCUCGAUGCCUUCCUGUCUGGGGCUGACUUCCAGGAAGAGGCAGUCGACCUUCAGGCUCCAGGUGCCCCGCAGGACGAGAGGCCCGCAACGCCGCCAUCACCGCUCCUGGACGAGGAGGAAUUUCAGGCCCUCAUGGACAUGCUCUGCAGCUCCCCCUGA
This is a messenger RNA of Jaculus jaculus (lesser Egyptian jerboa), 921 nucleotides long. Its product is annotated as double homeobox protein 4-like protein 2. The coding region runs from base 1 to 921 and encodes 306 amino acids. The record is from RefSeq and is a predicted model, not a curated record. The transcript has a single exon. Gene Ontology annotation, molecular function: DNA binding. Lineage: Eukaryota; Metazoa; Chordata; Mammalia; Rodentia; Dipodidae.